This is a messenger RNA of Argentina anserina (silverweed cinquefoil), 2468 nucleotides long. RefSeq lists its product as uncharacterized. The transcript is spliced from 2 exons. The coding region runs from base 195 to 2099 and encodes 634 amino acids. The record is from RefSeq and is a predicted model, not a curated record. Lineage: Eukaryota; Viridiplantae; Streptophyta; Magnoliopsida; Rosales; Rosaceae.
AAAGCUCUAGAAAGACUGAAAGAAAGAGAAGAGAGAAAGAGCAGGGCUUUCUCUAUUAACGCUCUGUUUUUGUUGAGGCAAAGGAUUCCAUAUACAAAAAUAACAAUCAAAAAGCUUGGCUGCAUUGUCCAAGAACCCUAGCCUAGUUCUACUCACCAAAACAAACACCCCCGUAGUUUUGAGUACUCUCUGAGAUGCCAGAGAAGCAGGGAGCUAUGAGUUGGCCUUCAUCGUCGAAACCAAGCCCUCCUGUGCUUCAAUGGCGACUUGGGUUGGUUACGGCUCUGGUUCUUGUGGGAAUGGUGUUGAUUUGGAACCUGGAUGCAACAACUGUCAAGGACUUGGUUGAGGCCACCAAGUCUCAGCAGGGCUAUUUGACUACAAAGGUUGGUGCUUUUUCUAAUAAUAUUGCUCAGAAUCAUGAGAAUUUGGAAGCUAGGACUGCUCACAUUGUAGUUAAUCAGACCCAGAAAGGAACCAACUUGACCCAGUUGAAUACCCAGACGGGCUCUCAGAACCCUGUGAAUGAAACCCAGAAUGGGUCAGUGUCUGAUCAGAAUUUAACUGGGGUUUCUGUGGUUCCUCAGAACCCUAUGAUUGAAACCCAGAAUGGGCCAGUUUCUGAUCAGAAUUCAACUGUGGUUUCUGUGGUUCCUGCUAGUUUGAACUGGGUUAGUGCUUAUAUAGAGCCUAAUGUGACUAAGAGUCUUUUAGCUAAGUGGUUAGCUCCUGGAGGAGAGCCUUGUAGAGUUACAAAGACUGUUGAGAUUGCAAUUCCUGGUUUGGAUAGUAAGGAUCUGAUUGAGUUGUCUGCUGGUGAAGUCUAUGAGUUUGGGUUUCAGGCUUUGGAUGAGACUAAGCAGCCUAGGUGUUUAGGUGGGGAUUACUUUGAGACUGAUCUUUCUGGGGAGUCAUGGAAAUCUAGGCCUGUUGUGAAAGAUUUUGGGAAUGGAUCGUAUUCUGUUUCGCUUCAAGUUCAUCCAGACUUUAUGGGAGAUUAUAAUCUUACUAUAAUCCUACUGUUUAGGCAUUUUGAGGGUCUUAAGUUCUCUCCUAGUCGGUUUGCAUUUGAUAGGGAGUUGCGGAGAAUUCCAAUCAGGUUUUACAAGGGCUCGGCUCAAAUACCAGAGCUACAAGUUUGCAAAGAGUCUGAUUUUGGAAGAGAUGUUUGGACUGGAAGGUGGACUAGGCACGGUAAAAAUGAUGAGUGUGAGAUUAGUCAUGAUGGCCGAUACAGAUGCUUAUCACCAAGUUUUCCUUGCCAGAGUCCUUGGUGUGAUGGUUCAUUGGGGGCUUUGGAGAGUAAUGGUUGGGUUUACUCCACACAUUGUUCGUUCAGAUUAUUUUCAGCUGAUUCUGCUUGGAAGUGCUUGAACAACCGGUGGCUUUUCUUCUGGGGUGAUUCCAAUCAUGUUGAUUCGAUACGAAACAUUCUCAACUUUAUCUUGGAUAUGCCUGACGUAAAGUCAGUUCCUAGACGGUUCGAUAUGGUCUUUACAAACCCAAAAGACCCUUCACAGAAUAUUCGAAUUACAAGCCUUUUCAAUGGUCAUUGGAAUGAAACACAGAAUUACCAGGGUUUGAAUUCCUUGAAAGAUGAAGGAUUCAGGAAUUUAAUCAAGAAGUACUUCUCAGAGGACAGAGUUCCAGAUACUAUAAUCAUGAAUUCAGGCUUACAUGAUGGUAUAUAUUGGUCCAACAUAAGAUCUUUUUCUGUGGGGGCGAGCUAUGCAACAUCAUUUUGGGUGGAAAUUAUGGAAUCAAUUAGGCAGAGAGGUUUGGUGGUGCCAAAAGUCUUUUACCGGACCACAAUAGCCACUGGUGGGUAUGCGCGAACUAUGGCAUUUAAUCCUAAUAAGAUGGAGGCAUUCAAUUGGAUACUGGUCGAGAAGUUGAAGCAAGCUGGUAUUCUGUCUGGUGUGAUUGACAAUUUUGACAUGACCUUCCCAUGGCAUUUUGAUAAUCGUUGCAAUGAUGGAGUGCACUACGGCCGAGCUCCUGCGAAGGCAAAGUGGAGGGAUGGCCUCAUAGGACACCAGUAUUUUGUGGACCUAAUGCUGGAUCAUAUACUGCUGAAUGUACUAUGCGCAACCAGAUAGGAAGCUGCUGCAAACAUGUGAAGCAAUUCAAAUUUCUGCUGAAUUUUUUCAACAAAGUUGCGUUCCAGAGCUAUCAAGAUUCCAGAAUAUAAAAGGCAGGCUCAUCCUUGAAUCCCAGAAUGAAGGGCAUUAGUUUUAGAGAGCUGCGACUUGAACGCCUUUGACGUGUAUCAGGUGGAGCACUCUUGGGUUUUCAUCCAUAUUGUUCAUUUAGAUUGAGUUUGGCAUAUUCUUUCCUGUUUAUAUAUAGUUUAGAGUGAAUUCAUUCCCACAGGUUGUACAUCAGGAGAGCUUCCAGAAUAUCUAGAAAAUAAUGAAAUUUUUGUAAGAGCUAUCAUCGCAAGGUAUCAUAUAUUCUUAUUACUUUUA